Dunckerocampus dactyliophorus (ringed pipefish) is the source of this 3135-nucleotide messenger RNA. RefSeq names its product trimethylguanosine synthase 1 (gene tgs1). Gene Ontology annotation, molecular function: RNA cap trimethylguanosine synthase activity. NCBI's taxonomy places the organism in Eukaryota, Metazoa, Chordata, Actinopteri, Syngnathiformes, Syngnathidae. Bases 117 to 2426 code for a protein of 769 amino acids. The transcript is spliced from 15 exons. Gene Ontology annotation, cellular component: nucleus. Gene Ontology annotation, biological process: 7-methylguanosine cap hypermethylation; 7-methylguanosine RNA capping. The record is from RefSeq and is a predicted model, not a curated record.
UCAUCGCAUGCGGUAGUGGCAGUGAUGGUUAACUACUUCAGCACAUUUCGUACAUUAUUACACACAUUAUUUCUUGUACAUUUAUGUUUUUAGACUAAAUUUAGGGACAGUCCGUCAUGAUGCUGGAAAAGAGUCGUGUGACGGUUGUGGCGGACAUCUUAUUCAGCAAAAGGCAUUCAUCUGAAGAAGGUAUCCACUGCUGCUGCUCGAGAGUCUUUGUGGAGGACCGAGAACUCUAUCGCUCAGAUAAAAGGCUGUUCUCCUUUCACCAAACAGAAACUGCAGGUCAAGAACCAGACCAAGAAGAAGAGGAUGUCUAUGAGGAAGAUGAGUUGUUAGAUGAAGAGGCUCAGCUCAUGGCUAGCAUGGGUCUGCCUCUUGCCUUUGCCAGCUCCUCCAGCCAGCGUAAAGAGGAGAAGCGAUCCACCAAAAGGCCUGUUACAUAUCUGACUGAGUCUCUCCAAGACGAGGAGGAAGACUUACAGUUUACCAACAAAGAUAUUACAGAUGGUGUGGAAGAAGGACUGACGACAGCGAAUGAAGUUUUGGAGAGCCAGACUGCUCAUGAUGCUGGCUGGCAGGCAUACUGGGCUCAACAAGGGGAAAGUCUGUUGUGGAGCAGCUGGCUGGAGAAACAUGCUGAGCACGACCUGCAGUCUUCAGAAGGUUCCCAAACUGUGACUGCUCCGUGGGACAACCCAGACACAAAGGCUGCCUGGGAUCAACACGCUGCAAACACGUACUAUUUCUACUGGGAGCAAUACUCAUACUGGGCAGCGCAAGGCUGGACAGCUGACCUGUCUUGUGAGAAGAACACCAGGGGAGAAGAAGCAGCGCCGGAGGAGAUGGAUGCAGUUCGAAGGAAUGAGAAGAUGAAUGGAAUGGAAGGGUUAAACCAUCUCCUUGAACAGAACUGCUCUUUAGAGUCAACUGGGAACACAUCAGCUGACUUGGAAACAAAUAUGGCUGACAUUUCAGAACAACCCAAGUCUAAGGAGCCCUCUGAUGCGGGGACCCGUGGCAAGAAAUCCGAUGUUCCCUCACAGCAGGAUGCAACACAACAUACAGAUUCCCAUCAGGCUGUUGGCAGCUUCAACAAACCCUUAUCUUCAACAAAUGGAAUAUCAAAUGGUGAAGAUGAUGGUGAUGAUGAUAAAAAUCCCUCAAGAAGACUCGGCAAAGUAAAACGCAGUCAUGAGCUUGAUAUGGAGGAGAUCCCUCAUCUAUCAUGUGAUGAAGCAUGGAAGAAACUUGGACUCAAACACAAUCCACAAUCACGGUUUGACAGUGUGUUCAACUUUAAAGACAUUUCAGGUCAGAAGCGUUGGUGCUCAAAGAGGACUGGCACCAACAAACACAUCAGAUUCACAGAGAAUGAAGAGGUCACACAGCCACAGUGCAGCACCACCCUCCGUAAGGUCCAUAGCUUCCUUGCAAAGAUUCAGAGUGAGACACAGUUGAGUCCACGUGAUCCGGAGGAGAUAAACGGAGGAAGCAUACCACACUGUAAAGAGAUGCCUCCAUUUCCAGAAGAUGAUAAGAGUAUGAAACAGAGGAUUGGAAGUCAAAGCUCCAUAGAAGAGGAAAGUCCUGCUCUGCUGGGCCCUGAGAAGGAGACGGGCGCUGAAACCUGUCUCCUCCCUCGUGUUGGGGAAGCAAGGAGGUUAGAGUGUGUGGAAAUCCCAGACUUUCUCCUGCCUGACAGACCUGCAGCCAAUGGUGAUGCAAAGCGAUCAAGGAAGAAGGGCAAGCAAGCCAGAAAGCAGCAGGUACCAGCAGACAUGGCAGCAGAUCCGGGCCUGGCCAAAUACUGGGCUCAGCGCUACAGACUCUUCUCUCGCUUUGACGAGGGAAUCAGACUGGACCGAGAGGGCUGGUUCUCGGUGACACCAGAGAAGAUUGCAGAGCACAUCGCCCUCCGAGUGGACUGCAGCUUUUCCCGCACUCAGCUGGUCAUUGAUGCCUUCUGUGGCGUUGGAGGAAACGCCAUCCAGUUUGCACUCACUGGGAAGAGAGUCCUUGCUAUCGAUAUAGACCCGGUACGUCUGGACCUGGCGCGCCACAAUGCUGCCGUUUACGGCGUCGGCCAUCAAAUUGAGUACCUGCAAGGAGACUUCCUCCAGCUAGCGCCUCGUCUGCGUGGUGACGUCGUCUUCCUGUCACCUCCAUGGGGAGGUCCAGACUACCUGACUGCUGACGUCUUUGACCUCAAGACCAUGAUGGAGCCAGAUGGGUUUAAGAUUUUCCAUCUGGCCAAGCAAAUAACAGACAGCAUUGUGUACUUCCUGCCUCGCAACGCAGACAUGGAUCAGGUGGCUUCACUGGCAGGUCCAGGAGGGAAGGUGGAGGUGGAGCAGAACUUCCUCAACAACAAACUGAAGACCAUCACUGCUUACUUUGGCAGCUUGAUCAAGUCAGACGCCUGAAAACUGCAGGAAAUGUUCACGAAAUGAACAUGCUCCUGUUUUACUCAUGUUUUUCCUACUGGAGAACUUCAUAAAGUCAUCAUAGUAACUUAUUUUUUCUACUUCGUAAAUUAGUGAAGGCUUGUCCUGUGCAAGUCAACACGCUUUUUAGCCAUAUAUAUUUUUUUACUUUUCAAUGUCUUGUUGUAUUCAGUAGUGCAAUUUUUAAUUAUUAUUAAAGCAGAAUGUUUCUACCUCCAUGUUUGACAGUAGGGACGGUGUCGUUGGGCUCAUAUUCACCAUUUUGCUGCGUCCAAACACGUCCAGUCCACUUGAUGCAUGCAAGGAGCUCCAUUUUGAUAUCAUGUGACAACAUCACAGAGAGUGAUUGACUGUUACCUUCUAUUUCUUAGAUUUAUCAAUGAUUGCAUUAACAGUGCUCUCGUUCUCACUGUUGGCCAUUCCAGUCUUGUACAGGUCUAUAAUCUUGAGGUCAGGUCUUUGGUCCUGCCCAUCGUGGUGGUGAGGUUUGAAUGGAAGAGUGUUUGUGUGACAGGUGUCUUUUUAUCCACAUGAUUAAGAGUACUUCCUUAACGGGACGGGACUCACUGGUCAAAUACUAAUUUCACUCAGUCACAUACAAAUAAAUGUUCUAUCCCUUAUUUGAUGUUGCUUUUUAAUAUUCUGUCUGCCUCUGUUAAAAUAAACAUACCAAAAAGAAUGUGCUGUU